Messenger RNA from Gavialis gangeticus (Gharial), 2073 nucleotides. RefSeq names its product carcinoembryonic antigen-related cell adhesion molecule 5 (gene VSIG10L2). The record is from RefSeq and is a predicted model, not a curated record. Gene Ontology annotation, molecular function: protein binding. Bases 1 to 2073 code for a protein of 690 amino acids. The transcript has 9 exons. Lineage: Eukaryota; Metazoa; Chordata; Crocodylia; Gavialidae.
AUGAUUGAAAAUUAUGAGCUAGCAUUUUCUGAGGGGGGCCUUGAGCUGAAAAGGGGGCGCUCUCACCUGCUCCACCCUGGUGAUGCAAAGUAUGAAGAGCAGAUGGUCAAAGGAGUCCGUGGCCUUUCUGUACAGCUGGCGUGUGGUGACGUGGUCUCACCCAUGGUCGUUUUCUGGAGCUUCACCAAGCAGGGCUCACUCAUUCCCAGGGCUGUUGCUAUCAGCAAUGGGAUAGAAUCCAAGGUAGAGAAGGCUUCUGUGGUCCUGGGGCAGGUGAACCUGAGAAAUGGCACCCUGGAGGUCAGGAACCUGCAGACAGCUGCUGAAGGGCACUUCAUGUGCCAAGCCAUGUAUGAGGAAGAAGAAGAGAUCAGAGUUGGCUACUUCUACAUAGAGCUGGUGGUCUUGGUUCCUGUUUCAAAGCCCUUCCUCCAGAUGAACAACUCUACACCAGUAGAAGGUAUGGCCAUGGUGAUGACAUGCUCUGUGAAGGAGGGGACACCCACGGUCAGGUACUCCUGGCACCACUACACCAGUCGGGACAGCACAGGGACUGUGGCUGAAACUGCCAGUGGCCUGCUGAACCUGAUGUCAGCCAACCGGACACACAUGGGCUGGUAUACCUGCACUGCCCACAAUGAAAUCAACAGCCAGACCAGCGAGCCCAUGUAUCUGGAUGUAAUUUAUGGCCCUGAUGAACCUGUGAUCAGUAUUGAGCCAUUUGCUAUUAACCAUAACGGCUUCUCAGCUAACGAGCAGGAGGAGGUGAUCAUGACCUGCCUGGCCUCUUCUAACCCACCCAGCCACUAUCUCUGGUUUUACAACAGCUCUCAGGUCUACUCUGGCCAGAAAUAUGUGAUAGCCAAGAUCUCCCGGACUCAGACAGGCACUUACACUUGCCUGGCCCAAAACAUCCACCUCAACACACGCACUCAGACCACCAUCAUCCUCACCGUCUACUUGCAGCUGCGGUGGGUGAAAUCCAGCCAGGAAGCAAACACCGGGGUGGCCUACUCCAAUGCCACCAGCAUCCAGCGAGGCAUGGACAUCCAGAAUGGCAGCAUGUACACCUGCCUGGCUUUCCACCCAGGAAUCGGGGAGAAGGCCGUCUGCAAGACCACUGUAUGGGUCCCUGGUGGGAACCCCACCUGUUCUGCUAUGGCCACCAAGCAGAAUGAGUUCCUCAUGCUAUCCUGCAACUGGGAAGGGGGGAUGCCCCGUGUCACACUCUGGUGGAGAGAUUGGAGGAACCAUGUGCUGGGGGGCUUGAAACAGUCCAGCAACAUCUACGUCAUGAAGUCCAACAGCAGCCUGGGCGGCAAGGAGUUCACCUGCAUCGCAGCCCACCCUCUCCUGGCCAGAGCAAUAGAGUGCCACAUCCAGCUGGAAGUCCCCAGGCUGGUGGCAGAGAGCACUGAGGUGUCGCUAUUUGAAGGUGACGAGGUCCAGCUGGGCUGCAUGCUGCAGGGGCCCCAUCUGGGCUCUGAAGUUUUCUGGUACAACAACAAGAACCAAGUGAUCAGACCAGAUGCCCAAAAGUAUAGGCUGCAGCAGAGUGGCACCUGGUUCAAAUUGACCGUCCGGGACACGGAGUGGCCGAGUGACAGUGGCACCUACCGCUGUGCAGCAGUGAAUGCUGUGGGCAACACCAGCCUCCCCAUCAGCCUCCAUGUGAAAAAGUACCCAGUGCCCCCCAACGUGACAAUCAGCAAGCUGAUGUACUCCCGGCAGCGCACCGAGGUGCAGCUGGAGUGGGUGACGCAGGGUUCAGGGAACCUCACUGGCUUCAUGGUCCAGCGGCGAGACGCAAAGAGAAACUUCUCAAACUCGUCCAGGUCAGUGGACAGCCUCUGGGAAACUGUGGCCAGCGACAUCGAACCUGACAUCCGGGACCACCGGCUGGGUGGACUGGACCCGGCAAUAGUGUAUGCCUUCCGCAUCCUGGCUGUCAACCACCGCACCACCGGGCACCCCUCCGAGAUGAAGACACCAGUAAUAGCUGCUGGGGAGCAGCACCAAGCAGACCCACCACUGGAAGUGGUUAGCUGGACAGGGCGCAACAAGGACCUCUAG